CUUUCAUACACUCGAUCACCCAAAUGGUAUUAUGGAACGCAUUGAUCACCCUGACCCUUGUAGCAGCCUUUUUGAACCCUGAAAGCGUCUAUAUGGCCACCUGCCAGCUACAGGUGGUCAUAACGAAUUUAAUCGAGGAGGUGCGACUCAAAAAACGGUCGGUCGCCUCGGUGUUCCCUCAACUCCUUUUGGUGAGUGGAAGACUGAUCGUACUUAUGGUCCUGAUUAUAGCAAACUGCAUUCUGGGAGAAACUAUCAGUAAAACGGACAAGACAGUGACAACCACAGCCACAGCUAUAAAGCAAGUCCAACAACUAGCACACCCUCUACCGACGGAAUCCAUCCAGGCUGUUGUGGAGUCGGUGAAGGAGAAGAUCGAUAUCCCAGGCAUCCCAGCUUCGGAUGAUCAUCAUGACGGCAUCAUUGAUCCGCCGCCAGUGGAUACCCAGUCUAUGGCAUCUGGAACAGACGAUACCCUCGAAAACACCUCUGAAUGCAGUGAGAAAACAGAGCAUGACGCUGCAGAACAAAUGCAGACUUCGGCGCUGAAGGGCGAAAACGGCAAUUCCGAUCGGACGGUUGUUGAUCCACAUGAUAUAAAGAACUCAGAACUACCCGUUCCGCUGGAAGGUAUCAAUCGGGUUGAUCCGUCUAAAAAUACGAGCGAAAAUGUCACAGAGGCACAACAAGAUGUUCCGCCCCAGCAACAGUCCAAUAGUCAAAUCAAACGCAGAUCCUUAUUACUACCGGAGUUGAAACCCCCAAGGCAAUCGAUGGAAAAGCCACGACGUAAGUUCUCUAUUGUUCAACGAACCAACGAAACGUCAGACUCCAAACCCAAAAGGCUACUUUCCAUAUUCAAAAAGCGCUAAAAAAAAAAAAAGACCUCCCAUUCUUG
Molecule: messenger RNA, 898 nt
Organism: Umbelopsis ramanniana AG
Lineage: Eukaryota; Fungi; Mucoromycota; Umbelopsidomycetes; Umbelopsidales; Umbelopsidaceae
Exons: 1
Coding region: 24-872 (282 amino acids)
Source: RefSeq, a predicted model, not a curated record